AUGUUGACAAAGUUGACAGCUGGACGGCCAUUCUACAUUGUCCUCGAUGCUAUGGAUGAAUGCAAACUGGAUAUUCGGAACCCCUUACUCAAUGCCCUCAAAAGCAUCACCGAAGAUGUUCGAAUUUUGGUCACUGCCAGGCUCCUCGAGAAACGCGAUGAGUUAUCGGAAGGUUUCGACAAAUUGCCGAUCACGGCUCAGACUUCGGAUGUUGAUGAAUACAUUGAGUUCAUGAUAAGCGAAGACUCGGAACUCCGAAAGUGCUCGAGGGAUGAUAUUAAACGCACAGUGCGAAGGAAAGCUGGUGGGAUGUUCCUUCUGGUCAGACUUCACAUGCACGCACUGAGCAAUCUCGAUAGCCCUGAGGAGAUUGCCGAUGCUCUUGCGAACUUACCAAAAACGGUGGAUGAAAGCUACGCAAACGCGAUUGCACGUGUCAACACGAAGGAUCCGCAGAGAAAAUUGCUUGCCCGUAUAGUCCUCGCCUGGAUGUCUUACACUUUCCGGCCAUUGAAGUUCCAAGAGCUUAGCCAUGCGAUCGCCGCACAGACUUCUGGACCCAUCAUUGAGAAACACAGGCUUCUUCCCAAGGAGAGAAUCACGUCUGUCUGCUGUGGCUUGGUUGAGAUCGAUAUGGAUGAUAUCGUUCGUUUCGUCCAUUACUCUGCGCAGUCGUUCUUCGUGCAAAGAAAAGAGUCGGAAUUUGGGGCUUCUCGCCUUGAUAUUACUUUGGCCUGUGCCAAAUAUCUUUGCAUGGAUGUCUUGGAGCAGCCUGUCGACUCGAAGGAUUCGGAAGAGUCUAUCGAGCACCGUCCAAAUUCUGAGAAGCUCGAGUCUUACCCAUUCGCUGAAUACGCAGCUGAAUACUUACACAAGCACUUUCAGCUUGUCCGCAAUGAUAACGACCGCACGGAAAAGCAUGUUGAACUCAAUCGAUAUAUUCGUAGACUGGUCAACGAGGAGCCCAAGAGAAACUUCUACUGUAAUUUGCUGCGCGACUUGCGGGCUUAUUACACACAUUCAGUCGUUCUGGAAGGCCGCUAUGGCGAGUCAGAUGGUGGGGUUGACGCCACUCCGCUGCACCUUGCUGUCUUUCUAGGCAGCUGCGAUCUUGUGCGAAGCUUGCUGGAUCGUCCGAAUUCGAAUAUUAACGAGCUUGACGGCUCAGAACAAACUCCGCUUGUUAUAGCUUUCAAAAGGGACUUUGGAGACAUUGCAGAAAUACUAUUGGACCAUGGAGCUACCGUCGACCUCUCGACCAAGCAAGGCCACGUCCUUCUUUUGUACGCAGCGCAACGAAAUCAUGAGAAAGCAGUGGGGAAGAUUCUCAAAGGCCUCAAACAGACUGAACUCCCGUGGUCACUUUUCGACUUGGGCGUCUUGCUGGUUGCCCCGCUCAUUCUUAUCCUCUGCUUUCUACACCAAACGCUAACGAAGUCUGAUGGAUCUACAAUUCCAGCUCAGCCUGCUAGCGAAAAAGACACUCACAUUCCUGAUGACAAUGAGAUGGAUCCUUUGUUGGAGCGCUAUGGAAAAGUCCUGAUUCUUGCGUAUGAAGGACACUCCCACGCAUUGGACGAAUUCCUCGCCACUCAUCCCUUCGAUGUUGAUGAUUGCGAUCAUAAGGAUCAAGUUACCCGGAGCGACAGCUGGGAUUCAUCAAGCUCUGGAGUAUCAAGCAACAGAUAUGACGGUAUCAGAGCCCAGGACUUUCUCAACACAGCUUGCUUCCUGGCCGUGGAAGGUGGUCAUACAAGUACAGUUGAAGUGCUACUGAAUCGUGGCGUGAGCGCUGACUUGGAAAAUUCUCACGGUCAACCUCUGCUGCAUCGUGCUACAUUCAGAAACAAUAUCGGCCUCGUUGAGCUCAUUCUGAACAAGGGUGCAAGAGUGGAUCAUGAGGACAGGAAUCAAAGAACGGCAUUCACUGCUCAUGCAAGCAUCGAACGCGAGGAAGUUCUACGCUUUUUGAAAUCAAAGGGUACAAACAUCAACCACACUAGUCAAUACGAAGUGCACGAACUCUACAGAGCCGCUGCAUUUGGGAAUAUUGAGAUGGUACAAUUUUUCCUGGACGCUGGAGUAAGUGCAUCGAUCACCAAUAUCUUCAGCUGGGCACCGCUUCAUGAAGCUUCAGCCAACGGACACCUGGAAUGUGUCCGGCUGUUGUUCAACAAAGGUGCAUACCCUUCUCCAAUAUCCGAUGUGGGGAAAACUCCCCUCGAUCUUGUCAAUUCAGGUGAACUACACUACGACUGGCCUUGUCUUGGUGAGGACUCGGAGCACUACCUGAAUGGUGAAGUGUACAAGAAGAAAGAGGAGGAUCUUCAAGAUAUCGAGCGCAAGGAGCAGAUCAGGGAUCUGUUGCUUGAAAAGGGAGCAAAGACGGCCGAUCAGCUCUACGCAGAAGAUAGGUCGCAGUUCGACCAUGUUUCGUCUUCUUACCUUCCGGACUCUCCCAGAUAUGAAACGGAAUACGAGAGCGACUAG
Messenger RNA from Lasiodiplodia theobromae, 2490 nucleotides. RefSeq names its product Ankyrin repeat protein. The transcript has 3 exons. Bases 1 to 2490 code for a protein of 829 amino acids. The record is from RefSeq and is a predicted model, not a curated record. Gene Ontology annotation, molecular function: protein binding. Lineage: Eukaryota; Fungi; Ascomycota; Dothideomycetes; Botryosphaeriales; Botryosphaeriaceae.